AACUUGUGUUUUUGUGUGUUUUAGUCCGGACAGUUCAGCGAAGACAUGAUUCCAACAGUCGGGUUCAACAUGAGGAAGAUCACUAAAGGCAAUGUCACCAUCAAGUUGUGGGACAUCGGCGGUCAGCCUCGGUUCAGGAGCAUGUGGGAGCGUUACUGUCGAGGAGUCAGCGCUAUUGUCUACAUGGUGGACGCUGCCGACCCCGAGAAGAUCGAAGCCUCCAAGAACGAACUCCACAACCUCCUGGACAAACCGCAGCUGCAGGGAAUUCCUGUUUUGGUUCUGGGCAACAAGAGGGACCUACCAGGAGCCCUGGAUGAGAAGGAGCUCAUAGAGAGGAUGAACCUGUCGGCCAUCCAGGACAGAGAGAUCUGCUGCUACUCCAUCUCCUGCAAGGAGAAAGACAACAUCGGUAUGACACACACACACGCACACACACACUUACACACAGGCACACACACACUUACACACAGGCACACACACACUUACA
Molecule: messenger RNA, 490 nt
Organism: Labrus bergylta (ballan wrasse)
Lineage: Eukaryota; Metazoa; Chordata; Actinopteri; Labriformes; Labridae
Source: RefSeq, a predicted model, not a curated record